AGACCUUGCAGAGCAGAACUGACCCCUCAGAAGGGCCACCUCCUGAGAUCCACAAAGAACACAUCCCCAGACAGUGAGCGCUGCUUGGGAGGCACCAACCCUUCAAAAAAAAUGUUUAAGCGCAUCUCCUGCCCAUUGUACCGGGGUGUGAUUUCCUGCCGGUCUUUUUAUCUGACCAGCAGACACAGAGGCCGCACUCACCGAGGCCAGGACGGUCUUGGCCGAAGAAGACUCACCCGGCAGAGACGGGAUGCAAAGAUGGCCUUGCACCCACAGGCCGGAAGACCUCAUGGCCAUCACAGAGACGGAAGUGAGCCACAAGCUGAAGCCACAGCCCAGGACGCGGGGAGGCCAGAUGUCUGCCCCAUCCCAGGGCUGGGAUCUCAGGCUGCUCGAAGACCCCGAAGGAGUGUAGGGACUACAUCUUCCCCAAGAGUUCCUCGCCCUGGUGCCCUCAUGCCUGCAACACGCAGCCGUACAAGAUUUAUCCACUGCCGGGGUCAACCCCCUCGGACCCAUGUCAACUCCAAGAGACCCAAACGGUCCAGGAUCCGUCGAUGCCACACUCGGGUGUCAGGCUGGACCCAUGAGAAACCGAUGGGGAGCAGUGUCGAGGAGGGGCUCAGGCCUGAACUAAGUCGGCUGGACCAAGAUGCAGGUGGGUCUUAUGGCAGCAGGGAGGGGCAGGGAAAACCCUACUGAGCCAAAACGCUGAGGCUUCUUACCACCUACCUGCCCAUAGACCUCCUGGAGGAAGAAACUGCCAGACCCCCUAUGACCUCCUUGGAGGGGCUCUUCCUGGAAGGGGAUAAGCAGCCCAAUCCUGGUCAGGGCCCUUUCUUUUACAUCGGAGGCACCAAUGGAGCAUCAAUAAUCAGCAGCUACUGUGAGAGCAAGGGCUGGCAACGCACUCAGGACAGUCACUGUGAGGACUACAAGCUAAAGUGGUGUGAGAUCAAGUGCAGGGACAACUACUGCAGCUUCCGGGAAGGCCAGCAGUUGCUGUUCCAGCUCCCCAACAAUAAGCUGCUUACUACCAAGAUCGGGUUGCUCAGUGCCCUGCGGGAGCAUGGGCGCACUUUGAGCAAAGCCAGGCUGCUGCCCAGUACCCAAGCCAAGGUCCUGAAAAUGGACGAGUUUUUUCCAGAAACCUAUCGGCUGGACAUCAGGGAUGAGAGACAGGCCUUCUUCACUCUAUUUGAUGAAACCCAGAUAUGGAUCUGCAAGCCCACGGCCUCCAACCAGGGAAAGGGCAUCUUUCUGAUCAGGAGCCAUGAGGAGGUUGCUGCCCUUCAGGCCAAGACCCAGAGCAUUGAGGACGACCCCAUCUACCGCAAGAUGCCCUUCCGUGCACCUCAGGCACGGGUGGUGCAGAGAUACAUCCAGAACCCGCUGCUGCUGGACGGGAAGAAGUUUGAUGUGCGCUCCUACCUGCUCAUUGCCUGUGCCAUGCCCUACAUGGUCUUUUUUGGCCAUGGCUAUGCCCGCCUCACCCUCAGCCUGUAUGACCCUCAUUCCAGUGACCUCAGUGGCCACUUGACCAAUCAGUUCAUGCAGAAGAAGAGUCCCCUGUACAUGGUGCUGAAAGAGAGCACUGUGUGGAGCAUGGAGCACCUCAACCGAUACAUCAAUGACAAGUUUAGGAAGACCAAGGGCCUCCCCAGAGAUUGGGUCUUCACCACCUUCACGAAACGGAUGCAGCAGAUCAUGGCCCACUGCUUCCUGGCUGUCAAGUCCAAGCUGGAGUGCAAGCUGGGUUACUUUGAUCUCAUUGGCUGUGAUUUCCUGAUUGAUGAGAACUUCAAGGUGCUGUCUUGGGAAGAUGAGGUGUGGCUGCUGGAAAUGAACUCCAACCCUGCCUUACAUACCAAUUGUGAAGUCCUGAAGGAGGUGAUCCCUGGAGUGGUUAUGGAGACUUUGGAUCUAGCUCUUGAGACCUGUCAAAAGAGCUUGCAUAGUCAGAAGAUGCUCCCUCUGCUGUCACAGCGUCGCUUUGUGCUCCUUUACAACGGCGAGACUACGGACCUGUGGCCGCGCAUGGGGGGCUCGCGCCCCUUUGCCCGCCUGCCUCCACCGCCACCUCCCCGGCCCACCUGUGAGUUCGCAUCCUCUGCGCUGUCCUCACCACGUGCAACCACAGACAGGACUGGAGCACGCAAACUGGUGCAUUCCAGGGACGCUUGCACCUGCAGCUUCCGCAAAUCGCGGCUGCCUGAUUCCAGCGGAGGAUUCCGAGCCGAGUCCGAGCCCUCUCUCUGCUCUGGGUCCCCAGAAAGCAGCAGGGACACGGCUGGGGAGCCCUCCCUGGGGCCGUCCGAGGAAGAGCGCGAGGAGGAACAAAGGAGCGCGAGUCACCGGGGCUCCUAGCCGCCAUAAGCAUCCAGCGACCCUGCUAGCGGCCGUGCCCUCUCCAGGACCUAUAAAAAGCUACUUUGUGACAAA
Molecule: messenger RNA, 2442 nt
Organism: Phodopus roborovskii (desert hamster)
Lineage: Eukaryota; Metazoa; Chordata; Mammalia; Rodentia; Cricetidae
Gene: Ttll10
Product: tubulin tyrosine ligase like 10
Exons: 14
Biological process (GO): protein modification process
Source: RefSeq, a predicted model, not a curated record